AUGCCUCCUCGUCGUUCACAGCGAUCCAAGCGGCCAUCUGCUCAGGCCUUGGAGGCUCUGGUCUCCUCCCCUCUGCAGCGUGUCAGGAGACAGAGCUUGGUUGUCGAUGGCAGCUCGUCAUCCUCAACCCAGCAACCCUCCCUUCUGCAUGAAUCCUUGAUAGCACAACCUGUGUCACGACCAGCAACCUUGUUCCCUGUGCAAUCUCCGCAACCUCCUACAGCACCAGCAACAGACCAGCCCGCCGUUUUAACUUCACCUGUAAUGGAUCAGCUGUUGUCGCGGGUAACAGAUGAAGUGACCAAGCGGUUGCAGCCAUUGCUUUCCAAUUUAAGCUCAAUAGCCCAACAAGCACAAAGUCCCCCCUCCACAUCAUCUCAAGCACCUGCCGUGUCAUUCCCUGUGCAACAGUCCACACCUUUACAGUCUUCUGGAUCCAACAUCCAACAAGUCCAAGGACAUGCUGCCAUCCAAGAUACAGUCGAGGUACCAGCUGUUCACGAUGGCGUCCAG
This is a messenger RNA of Porites evermanni, 513 nucleotides long. Lineage: Eukaryota; Metazoa; Cnidaria; Anthozoa; Scleractinia; Poritidae. The record is from the annotation of a GenBank genome assembly.